Molecule: messenger RNA, 1352 nt
Organism: Eruca vesicaria subsp. sativa (arugula)
Lineage: Eukaryota; Viridiplantae; Streptophyta; Magnoliopsida; Brassicales; Brassicaceae
Source: the annotation of a GenBank genome assembly
AUAGUCAGCAGUAGGCGGCUUGUGUCUACUUUCUCCAUAAACCUCUCUCUCACUUUCUCGGGAAAUCUGAUUCCCACACCGAGAAACAACAUGGCGGCUAGAUUCAUUCUCCGUCGAAGUUCCCAGAUCCUCCACCGAUCUAUCCAAAACCAUCCCCAAAUCUUCCAAUCCCCUAAACCAAUUCUCCACCCCUUAACCACCACCACCGCCUCACCAGAUCUCACUUCCCUCACCCUCCUCAGAUCCCUCUCCACCCUCCGCCGCGGCCCAACCCGGCCCAAAAAAAUCGACAUCGGAGCCAAAGCCCGUCAGAUGCAAAACCGCCGCCUCUGGACCUACGCGCUAACCUUCAGCUGCAUCGCGGGGUUCGUCGUCAUCGUCCUCAACCAGUUCCAAGACCAGCUCGUCUUCUACCUGACCCCCUCCGACGCCAUGGAGAAAUUCGCCGAGAAUCCGACCAAAAACAAGUUCCGUCUCGGUGGACUCGUCCUCGAAGGCAGCGUCGCGCAGCCCGCGGCGUCGCAGGAGAUGGAGUUUGUUAUAACGGAUCUGAUUACUGAUAUUUUGGUUAGGUAUAAAGGGUCGUUGCCUGAUUUGUUUAGGGAAGGGCAUUCGGUUGUUGUUGAAGGUUUUAUUAAGCCGUUUAGUGAUGAGGUGAGGAAGGAGGUUUCGAAGAAGGCGGUUUCGGGGAAGGCGAGGGGGAUUGAUUGUUAUUUUUCCGCGACCGAGGUUUUGGCUAAGCAUGAUGAGAAGUAUAUGCCGCAGGAGGUUGCUGCGGCGAUUGAGAAGAAUAAGAAGAUUAUUGAGGCGAAUCAAGUGAGUGCUGAAGCUGCUAAAGUUGCUUCGUAGAUGUUGCAAGUUCGAGAUUUUUGGUGGUAUUGUUGAUCUUUUGAGAUAUAUAAAUUGAUUUAUUAUAGAUUCCGGAGUGUCGGGAAUGUUUUUAUUCCUGGAAUACAUUGAUUUGAAUUUGAGAGUUAGGAGGAGAAAGGAGAUACACUAAACUAUAUAGCUUUGUCUGAUCCCACAAAGCUUGAGCUAAUCUGUUUUCUUGUUAUAUUGAUCAAAUAAAGGUAAACACUUUCAUGAGGGAGUGUUUGGCUCCUCGUGUUGUUUUUGGAUGUGUUGUUUUGCAUACAGAUUUGAUUUGUCUUGUAGUAUCAGAAACUUAUUACCAAAGUAGGCGCAUGUGGUGACCUUGUUCUUAUUAAUACCAGCCUGCUAAAGAGAACUCACAUAUCUUCCUUUUUCCGGAGUUUUCUGUUAUGGUAGUAGAGCUUCUUCUUACUCAUUCCUUCUAUACAUCUUAUUUUCCAGCAAGGAAAUUCUAGCCCUGAAGAUUGUACUUUUAAAUC